AUGUUAAGGGAAGCGAUAUUUCCGGGGGUCACUGAAAAGGCUCAGAAAGGUAACACGUGUCGUGACUCAGAUGAUGGUGCGGUUACAUCUGACGAGGAACUAAGAGAAGGUGAUGAUGAUAUAGGAGCGCAGGACAGCCAACAAAGAAGCAACGACCGGGAUCUCAAGGACCAGCUGUUGCGUAAAUUUGGAAGCCAUAUCAGUUCACUGAAACACGAGUUCUCUAAGAAGAAGAAGAAAGGGAAGCUACCAAGAGAAGCAAGACAAGCGUUGCUUGAUUGGUGGAAUGUUCAUUAUAAAUGGCCUUACCCCACUGAAGCCGACAAAAUAGCUUUGGCUGAAGAAACGGGUUUGGAUCAAAAACAAAUCAACAAUUGGUUUAUAAACCAAAGGAAACGCCAUUGGAAGCCUUCGGAGAACAUGCCUUUCGCUAUGAUGGACGAUUCUAGUGAAACAUUCUUUACCGAGGAAUGA
This is a messenger RNA of Microthlaspi erraticum, 474 nucleotides long. NCBI's taxonomy places the organism in Eukaryota, Viridiplantae, Streptophyta, Magnoliopsida, Brassicales, Brassicaceae. The record is from the annotation of a GenBank genome assembly.